This is a messenger RNA of Calliphora vicina (urban bluebottle blowfly), 1074 nucleotides long. RefSeq lists its product as uncharacterized. The coding region runs from base 122 to 973 and encodes 283 amino acids. The record is from RefSeq and is a predicted model, not a curated record. Gene Ontology annotation, biological process: protein peptidyl-prolyl isomerization. NCBI's taxonomy places the organism in Eukaryota, Metazoa, Arthropoda, Insecta, Diptera, Calliphoridae. Gene Ontology annotation, molecular function: peptidyl-prolyl cis-trans isomerase activity. The transcript has a single exon.
CCAGCCUUAAAAUUUAAUUUCAAUUUGAUCAACAGGAAAAAUUUAUUCAAAAAUUCAUAAAAUUUUUAAUUCUAUUUGGCAAGAAAUAAGAAAUCUUAUCGUAAAUUUCCUAAAUAAUAAUAUGAAUGACCACGUAAGACAACAAAAUUACCGACAACAUCGUUUGCGUGUGCAAAAAGCCACCAGUUUGGUAAAUAGUCAAGCUCCCAAACCAAAACCAACAGAUGCAGAGUUAAGAGAUCUCACAUUCAUUGAAAUGAUGAAAAUGCUCACAAUGCAAACAAAACAAACAACGGAUACCAAAUCAUCGCCAAAACAAGUAACAAAUAAUAAAACUAUGACUGUGGAAUCAGACAAAUAUCCUCUGCAAGAAACAAAAUUCAACUCACAUAAAACUACAAUGCAUUUCUCUAUACCCUUUCAUGUAUGGCAACGUUAUGAUCAUUUGAAUUUUAGUAAAAAUUCUGAAUUAUUGCUAAAACUUUUAAGACCCAAUAUAUUUUUGGAUUUGGUUACCAAUGGCCAGCUACCCUUAGGACGUUUGGUCAUACAACUAUUCACUGAGGCCUGUCCCGAAGUAGUGCUGCAAUUUGUACGCACCUGCCUGCACAAGCAAAAUAAUCGUUUCCUUAUCACCCGCCUAUUGCAUCCCCUUUGGCUGGAGGCAGAACUAUUGUUUGAUGACAAAAAUGCCCUGACCUCCAACAACAUUGAACAUGAUCCGAUGGCCAUUAAUCAUGGCACUUCCUCGGGUAUACUUUCAUUUCCCAGCCGUUACUUGCGUGGCAGUAAAUUGCGUUUCAUCACGUUUACGGUGAGUUUUACACCCAUCGAUGUUUUGAAUGGCAAACGAAUUGCUUUCGGCAUAAUCAGAUGUGGCCAAAGUGUGUUGGAACGUUUGCAGAGCUUUGAGGUGACACGCAGUGGUAAACCAUGCAAAAAUGUUGCUGUAUCAGCAUGUGGUGUUUUGUAGUGAUGGAGGAAUUAAUGGCAAUGACAGUGUCAAUGUUAUUUGUUGUAUAAUAUUUUAUGUCAGAGAUGAGUAUUUGGAAAUAAAUGUUGAAAAUUUUUAUA